Caenorhabditis elegans is the source of this 2442-nucleotide messenger RNA. RefSeq names its product von Willebrand factor type A domain protein (gene cutl-23). The transcript has 16 exons. The coding region runs from base 1 to 2322 and encodes 773 amino acids. The record is from RefSeq and is marked reviewed. Lineage: Eukaryota; Metazoa; Nematoda; Chromadorea; Rhabditida; Rhabditidae. Gene Ontology annotation, cellular component: plasma membrane.
AUGCGACGUUUAGUCGCCCUACCAUUACUCAUAUUGGCUGUCACUUUUCUGCGAGACACGAAAGCCGUCAAGAUUAUAGAUAAUGGUCUUGCGCCGCCCGAAAUUGUUCACACCCCUGUCUCAACGAAACCAAGAUGUAAAGUAUUUGCUCCUCCACUUGACUUGGUAUUUAUUCUCGAUUCUUCAGGUUCACUCAGGGAUAAGUUUCAGGAUGAAAUCGACAUUAUUAGGAGAAUUUUGAAGCAUGUGACAAUUGGAAAAACCGCUACCAGAGUUAUGCUCAUACAGUUCAGUGGUACUCAACAUUUGGAAUUCAAUUUCGAAAAGUUUACUGACCGUGAGGAGCUUCUGGCUGCUCUAGACGUGCUCAGACACGUGUCAGGUAUCACUCGAAUUGGAGGAGCAUUCGAGUUUGCUCUACAACAAUUGAAAACUCCUGGAAGUGGUCUACGAGAUGGAACAGUGCCAAAAAUUGUGUAUCUUCUGUCUGACGGACGUACGCAUGAUUUCCCAAAAGAUUGGCAAAUGGCUGAUAUUUUGAGACGAGAAAUCCCAAAUAUCGACAUUUGGGCUUAUGGUACCGGUGAUUACGUGGCAAUGGCUGCUUUGGCAAACUAUACACAAUCGGAGCAGAAAAUUGUAACAAAUCUCAACUUGCAAAAACUUGAACCACAAUUUGAAAAAUAUCACGGAACAGAGAUUUGUGAGCAGCAACCAUCGUGUGUGAAAGGAUCCGAUAAGCCUUUGGAUCUCGCUCUUGUUGUUGAUGCUUCCGAGUCUUUGGAUCAUCUUUUUAGUGAUCAGAAAAAGUUCCUUGUCGAACGAGUCCUCGGAAAUAUAAACAUCCAUCCAGAAGCUGUUCGAGUAGCUCUUAUCACGUAUUCUGGUCAAGCAUUUGUUCAUUUCAAGUUCAAUUCAUUUUUAUAUGGAAACAACACAUCAGUACAAGGAUUUGUAAAAAACAUUCGAUCAAUCAAAGGAACAACUGCAACGAAUGUGGCAUUGAUGGAUGCAUUUGAUCUACUUACUUCAAAAGAUCCAUCUAUUGGUGUUAGAGAAGGUGUUCCAAAAAUGGCUUUGGUUCUUACUGAUGGGCAUUCUCAUAAAUCUCCAAAAGACAUUUCUGAAAAGAUGCGUGCUGCAGGAAUUAUUAUGAUUGCUGUUAGUGUGACUCCUCGUCCACUUGUUGAUGAAGCAGAACUUCGAUUAAUUGCUGGUAGUGAGAAAAGAGCAUUCACACCUCCAAACCUUCAUGAUUUUGAAAGCGAAUUCAUGAAGUACGUCGGUUUUGGAUGCGAUGGAAUCGAAUUACCUCCAGACGCAAAACCUCAAGUUCGUGGAGCAACUGACGUGAAGUGUACGGAGCAUUCAAUGAGCAUCGUAGUACGAACUCAACGGGCUCUACAAGGAGUUAUGUAUGCACAUAUGUAUCAUGAUGAGCCGGAGUGUAUGAUAAGAAAGACGGAUAAUAGUAGAGAAAUUCAAAUGACUUUUACCGAAGGAAAAUGUGGACUUGUAAAGACACCUACAGCUGACGGUCAUGGAUACCAUUUCAACAUUACCGUAAUCCUUCAAUUCCAUCCUCUCAUCAUCACGAGAGCAGAUCAAGGGCUUGAUAUGUCUUGUUUUGUGUCUUCAGCAGUGCCACGUCAAGAACUGGAUAGAGCCGUUCUCAAGAAUGCUGCUGAUACGCAAUGUGUCUAUAGAUUGCACAGAUACAGCCCAGGACAAUGUGUGGCAUUGGACGCUAAAGUCGGGGAGACCCUCUAUCAUCGUUGGGCGUGUGAUAGCCCGCCAGAGUAUAACUAUUUGGUACACGACUGUUUCGUACAAUCCGAGAAACAUACUCAACAGAUUUUGGAUUCAAAUGGAUGCGAAGUAGACCAACAUUUCCUGGAAACACCUAACUAUUCCCGGUUCAAGGAUUAUCCAGAAGAUUCAUAUGUGUUCCAGGAGAUGUCCGUGUUCAAGUUCCCCGGUGACGGAGAUCUCCUGUUUCAUUGCAAGAUAUCCUUAUGCAAUAUGAAUGAUCCGAAUGCGCCGUGCAAUCAGAGUAUUCCUCCAAAAUGUCCAAAGAAGGUGCCAGUACUCCCGGUUCGUCAGAAACGAAGUGUCUCCGCAGAAGAGAUGGCCUCGCCGGAAUGGAGAAGCAAACAGAUCAGAAAACGGCAAACCGAGUUGAAAAAUAGAUCGAGAAGACAGAUCGUAGAGACUAAAGCCGGCUACUACAUGACUCUUCAAGUGGAGACAAGAACUCUCAACGUGUUGCUCAGUGAAAGCAUUCGGCCAAGAGACUCUGUCAAAUAUUGUGAUAUCUCCUAAAUUCUUCAAUAUCAUCACCCAACUAACACGGGUCCGCUGCACUGUUCUUUCGAAUUUUCUUUAAAUUUGUUCUGUUCGUCAUCUCCAAACUGUUUGUAUGUAUAUAAAUUCAUUAAUUUC